AUGGCUGCUAGCUUUCUUGAUCAGAGCGAGGCACCAUCCCAGCAGGUGGACAGUCCUGUAGACAUGGCUUCUGCUCCUGAAGCCCCAGAGAGACCCUCCGUCCCGGUCCCAGCUGAGAGGCUGGCGGAGAGGGUAGAGGAGAAAAGGAGGCCUGCGGCAGCCCAGCCCACUGUGGGGACCUGUGUCUGUGUCCCAUGGGACAUUGGUGUUGGCGGCUCUAACAUCGACUGGAUCCAGCAGCAGCCAGGGGGCCCUCCCCGGGAUCUGCUGUACUACUCCUCAGACUCCGAUAAGCACCAGGGCUCCGGGGUCCCCAGCCGCUUCUCGGGCUCCAAAGACGCCUCGGCCAAUGCGGGGCUUCUGUGCAUCUCGGGGCUGCAGGCUGAGGAUGAGGUUGACUCUUACUGCAAUACUGGACAUGGCAGCUCUUAUAUGGACAAUGUCCUCCAGAACCUUGGGGAACUGAGACUAAAACCUCCCCAGUGCUCUCUCUCUGCAUGCCGCCGUUACCCCUGCCCUGCCUGGUACCAAGGCUACUCCAGGUGA
This is a messenger RNA of Odobenus rosmarus divergens (Pacific walrus), 546 nucleotides long. RefSeq names its product immunoglobulin omega chain-like. The transcript is spliced from 2 exons. The record is from RefSeq and is a predicted model, not a curated record. Lineage: Eukaryota; Metazoa; Chordata; Mammalia; Carnivora; Odobenidae. The coding region runs from base 1 to 546 and encodes 181 amino acids.